Sorex araneus (European shrew) is the source of this 930-nucleotide messenger RNA. RefSeq names its product olfactory receptor 4X1-like. The record is from RefSeq and is a predicted model, not a curated record. Bases 1 to 930 code for a protein of 309 amino acids. Gene Ontology annotation, cellular component: membrane. Lineage: Eukaryota; Metazoa; Chordata; Mammalia; Eulipotyphla; Soricidae. Gene Ontology annotation, biological process: G protein-coupled receptor signaling pathway. The transcript has a single exon. Gene Ontology annotation, molecular function: G protein-coupled receptor activity; olfactory receptor activity.
AUGGCCACCACAGGCAACGUGACUGAAAUCAUCCUGUUGGGGUUCUCCCUGAACCGAAACACGCAGAAGAUCAUCUCUGUGCUCUUUCUCCUCAUGUACACGGCCAUUGUUCUGGGCAAUGGCCUCAUUGUGGUGACCAUCGUGGCCAGCAAAGGCCUGACCUCCCCCAUGUACUUCUUCCUCAGCUACUUAUCCUUGGUGGAGAUCUGCUACUGCUCUGUCACCGUCCCCAAGCUCAUCCUCGACUCCUUUCUCGAGAGCGAUGUCAUUUCCGUCCAGGGCUGCAUUGCACAGAUAUUUUUCCUCCACUUCUUUGGCGGCAGCGAGAUCUUCCUCUUGACGGUCAUGGCCUACGACCGCUACGUGGCCAUCUGCAAGCCUUUGCACUACACCGUCAUCAUGAACCGGAGGGUGUGUGGCCUCUUGGUGGCGGCGGCGUGGAGCGGGGGCUUGUUGCAUUCGGCCGGGCAAACGUUCCUCAUUUUCCAGCUGCCCUUCUGUGGCUCCAAGGCCCUGGACCACUACUUCUGUGAUGUGCACCCCGUGCUGAAAAUGGCUUGCGCCGACACCUUCCUCAUCGGGCUGCUCAUCAUCGCCAACGGAGGCUCCAUCUCCGUCAUCAGCUUCGUGGUGCUGGUGGCGUCCUACGUGGUCAUCCUCCACUCCCUGAGGAGCCAGAGCUCCGAAGGCCGGCGCAAGGCCCUCUCCACCUGCGGCUCCCACAUCGCCGUGGUGGGCCUCUUCUUCAUCCCCUGCUCCUUCGUCUACAUGAGGCCCUGUGUCACCUUCCCGGCUGAUAAGGUCGUGGCCGUGUUUUACACGGUGGUCACGCCGCUCUUGAACCCUGUCAUCUACUCCUUCAGGAACGCGGAAGUGAAAAACGCCAUGAGGAGGCUGGUGGGGAAGAAGGUGAUUAGAGAGGAGACAUAG